UCCCGCUAAGUAGACGGUACCAUCCAGUCUCGGGUCAAAGUUCAUAAGAAGUCUGCAGUGCGUGUUCCGCUCGUGCCGGGUUUUUAAUUUCUUUAUUUUGGAAUAGGUGGCAAUUUCAUUUUAUUUCCUUCAGAAAUAUGGCCUCAGAUUCAGGCUACGGGCAGCCUGGCGCUCAACAAAGCUACGGAUCUUAUGGUGGAUCCCAGGGCUAUCCAGGAGGACAGCAGGGAUAUGGCCAAGGCAACGGGAGCGGCUCUUACAGUGCACAGAGUUAUGGCAGUUAUGGACAGUCUGGUGGAGAGAGUUAUGGCCAGUCUACUCAGGGUUAUUCCUCUGGUGGUUAUGGUCAACAACAACAGCAACCGCCGCAGCCUCCUCCUCAGCAGCAGCCGGGCUAUGACAGCUAUGGACAGCAGGGAUCUGAAUCCUCGUCCAGUUAUGGCGAUAAGUCAUACGGGCAGCAGCGAUCUUACGGACAACAGUCAGGAGGAGGUGCUGGUGGAGGUGCGUACAGCCAGUCCAGUGGCUCAUACGGGGGGUCUCAAGGUGGAUAUGUGCGACGCAAUGAUGGUGAUAACCGGAGGUUUGGCGAUGACAGUGGCUCUGACAGGUCGGAGGGUUUCAGGGGCAGAGGUCGUGGGGGUUAUGAUCGUGGUGGUUAUGACCGCGGAGGCUACGACAGAGGUGGCCGUGGCGGCCCACCCUCCGGUAUGGGUGGUGGUGACCGUGGUGGCUACAAAAAUUACGGUGGACCCAGAGACUACAGUCAAAAGGAUGAUGGAGAUGGCGAUCAGGAUAACUCGGACAAUAACACCAUCUUUGUCCAAGGUCUUGGUGAAGAUGUGACCACUGAUGAAGUGGGUGACUACUUCAAACAAAUUGGAAUAAUUAAGGUCAAUAAGAAGACUGGCAAACCUAUGAUCAACCUGUACACCGAUAAAGCCACCGGACGACUGAAGGGUGAAGCCACAGUGUCCUUUGAUGAUCCUCCCUCAGCCAAAGCUGCCAUUGACUGGUUUGAUGGAAAAGAGUUCAAUGGAAGACCCAUCAAGGUGUCAUUCGCUACCAGAAGGGCUGAGUUCACCCAGCGAGGAGGAGGAGGAGGAGGUGGUGGACGAGGACGUGGUGGUUUUCGAGGCAGAGGGGGCUUUGGUGGAGGUCCCUCGUUUGAUGUCAAGGGUGGAGAUUGGCCUUGUCCCAACAGCUCUUGUGGCAACAUGAACUUUGCUAGAAGAUACGAAUGUAACAGGUGUGGAACGCCAAAACCAGAAGGUGACAGCUUUGGAGAUGAUCGUGGUGGUCGAGGCGGAUAUGGAGGUGAUCGUGGGGACCGCGGCGGAUUUAGAGGAGGCAGAGGAGGUGGCGGCUUCCGGGGUGGAGACCGUGGAGGAUACGGCGGCGGCGGUGGAGGAUACAAAAUGGGUGGAAGGGGAGACCACAGAGAGGAGAGACGAGGCCGGCCGUACUGAAGCCUUCACGCGGAUGCCAUUCCAGACCUUUGUUUAUUGUGGGGUGGGGAUGAGAGGGUACGGGGAGAGGUUUGUGUCCGCAAUCCUUUCUGUUGCAUGAGCGUCCUGCAUUUACUGUCUGAAAUGAGCAGUUUUUCCCAUAAAUGUUGAAUCUACUGUGAGGGGCUGAGUGAGGGGAACGGGAUGAAUUUGUACAGCUUCAGUCCUGUAAGGAAAUAGCAGCACUGGCCACAGAUCAGCUUUAAAGGGUCAUUCUGCUCUGGGUGAAGGGGGGAGGGUCCAGAUGUUAUUUUUGUUACUUUUUAAUUUCCAGACUUGUUGAAUCCGGCAUUUAGUGUGUGAUAGAUUUGUGAGAUGCUUAUUGUUUUGUAAAAAUCAAUCAACAUGAACCGUUUUACUUGUUUCUUUUUGUUUUUGUUUUCUUUUUGCAAAAAAAUAUUAAACACCCUUUUGAUCUUA
Molecule: messenger RNA, 1928 nt
Organism: Labeo rohita (rohu)
Lineage: Eukaryota; Metazoa; Chordata; Actinopteri; Cypriniformes; Cyprinidae
Gene: taf15
Product: TAF15 RNA polymerase II, TATA box binding protein (TBP)-associated factor
Exons: 16
Coding region: 138-1469 (443 amino acids)
Biological process (GO): regulation of DNA-templated transcription
Cellular component (GO): nucleus
Molecular function (GO): RNA binding; transcription coregulator activity
Source: RefSeq, a predicted model, not a curated record